ACGUUCAAAGCUGUCUACACCAUGGAGAUGACACGACGGGAGAACGACAAGAGAAUCAGACUAUUGUACGUAGAUAUGCAGGACAUGAUGGCUGUAUUGGUCGAAUUGAAGGAUGUGAAGGAUCCUCGACGUGUUAUUCAGGGAAAGACUAUUGAAGCACGGCUGGAGGGCCUCGUAAAGGGCGCGAAAAAUGAUAUCAAGGAGUGUGCAAACGCUUGUGACGCUUACUCCAAAAAGGGGCUUAUAUCCAAGGCUUUGAAAGGCUCAAUUUGGCAGGAUAUGUUGAAAGGUUAUGGUAAGAAAUUCGUAGACAGACGCCAUCAGUUCAUGGAAGCUCUCGCGAUUCAUACUACUCGUCUCGUUGAUCGCAUACAUGACAAGAUGGAAGUUAUGCAUGACAAGAUAUCACAGUGCGAGAAAUGGAUGGAGAAUCUCGUCCCGACGAUCGAAGCUAUGAUUACGAAUGUCGUUGGUGGGAAGGAUACCAAUGCUAUUCAAGAAGAUGUGGAUACCCUCAACCGCCUUGUCGACCUUAGAAACGAACACGCGCAAAAACAAAAGGGAGACAACACUCGAAUGCCAUAUACGCUUUCUGAUUUGAAGAACGAGCUGAGUGAAGAUUUACAUCUUUCAAUAUCUUCGAAUCAGGAGACGUUCGACCGCAAGUUCCGACUUCAGUACGAACGUAUGGCGAAAGAACUAGUCGACGCAAACAAGGAAGUCACCAGAGCUGUCAAGGAACUGGAAGGACCCCAUGAUCGUAUCAAGGAUAAGGAACUGCGACAAAUAUGGAGGGAUAUGAAUUGGCGCCGCAACGUGAAGGCAAGCUUGUUCGUUAUGACUUUACGAGAUCAUUUCCGGGACCGGAUUGAAAAUAUGAAUCUUAUGAAUACGCAUGCCAUCGAAGAUAGGGCAUCCGAGACUUCUGAGUCUGCCGUGGAUCCUCCUGGAGGUGACAUCACCAAACCACUUCCGGAUCAAUGGGCCCUUCGCUAUGUGGAUGUCGUCUGGCUUCAGCCUAUAAUGGAAGCAUUUGACGAAGAUGGUUCGGGGUUGAUCACCAUUUCUGAACUCAAUCGCUUCAGACCGGCCGAGCUGAACUGGAGCUUACAACAUUGGAUUGCCUAUUGGGCAAUUGGUUGGCGCGUAACUACAUACUCGUAUCGAAAGCGGAUCCAUCACCUCUUCUCUGUAAUGCAUAGAAUGAUGCCUCGACUGCUUCUAGCAAAUCGCGCUUAUGCUGAAUACUAUCUCAGCAAAGUAUGGCCGCGUGUAAUUGAACUGACCAUGGCUUUGCAAGACCCAGGAAAAGGCUACGAAACCAUACGAUCAAAGUUUCAACCGUAUGCGGAACUCGAAGAAAAGCGUAUAAAGGGAAACUUGGCGUCUGCGAAGUACGACAUUGAUGCACUUGACAGCGUUUAUGUUGUUACAGGACCAGGCAAAUUUGAGAAGCACCUCUUGCCUUUGAUAUAUCUCCUUCUCGAGCACGAUCUCGAAAUGUUCCGUAUUGCUCAAACCCAAGUGCUCGGUCCCCGUGAGCUUUCAAACGCCUGUGAGAGUCUCUUGUGGGUGGCGGCCGUAUAUCGCAAGACGGACUUGGCAGAGAUCUUCAGUCAAAGAGAGUUAGACCCUGCCGUGCAAUUCAAGAAGUACGCUGGCGGAAUUUACAACUACUACUUCGACAACACACCGCUAUGGACCAUGUCCACGCUGCAUGACAUGAUAUUGGAGCAGGACGUCGUCGCAGAGGACGAAUUGUCUGGAAAGCCUACCGACACGAUGACUGCUUCUGGCUCUAGGUCUCCGCUGAAUUCGCCAGAACACGUCUCUUCCAGUGACAGCUACGGCGGUCCGAAACACCACGGUAUCGACUGUGCCGCAUGCAAGCAAGAUAUUGUCGGUGCUCGCAUCCUGUGUUUAGACCGUCGUAGGAAAGAACGAGCACAGACUGGACCACAAUAUCCUCAAGCUACACACCGUUCUUUUGUGCUGGGACUUGUCCGUAUUGUUUCAGAGGCACACCAGGCUCUACAAAGGUGUCGCAUUUUGGUUCGGGAAAGUCUUCAUCCCAAGCUUUCUCAGGUACAAGUUGUCGAUGGCGACGGUAUUCCUUCGAGAACAGUCUCGCCGUCAGUUCCCGACAUCAAGACAAGGCGGGGUGUUAUAACCGGUGAUACGCAAGAUGUCGGAGACGGAGACAGCGAUUCGGAGCAGUUCGGCACACCGCCAGACAGGACUCUUGACCUCAAAGAUGAACAAACACAUGCGGAAGCCAGAGUAGAUAUUGUAUCUGCCGUUGACCGUUCUUCAGACAGUGUGGGUGUAUUCACAUGCGCUGUGUGCACGAAGGGGUUCUCUCAGCCAUUUUGGUUCUGUGUAGAAUGUGAAGACCUUAUUUUAUGUGACGAAUGCGAAAGCAAGUCCUUGAUUUCGUGUGUCGGAUGUCGACAGCCAUUUGAACAGCCUACAUGGUACUAUGGUGAGGACGGUACCAAUGCUGAUUUCAUGUGCCACACUUGUACGGGAACGAUGUCACCUGCGAUCGACAGCACUCGUCGGCACGUAUACACCCAUGGCCUUCGCCUACAAGAAGGGAUCGAGGAGAUGAAUGAAGGGCUAAGCUCAAACAAACAGGUCACUAUUAUAGACGAUCGAGUAGCACAUAUUGAAGGGGAGAUCUCCAGACUGACUUCCGGCGUGCAUGAUUGCUUUUCGAAGUUGGACCCAAUCCUCGGUUUGCUGUCAAAGCAAGCAGAGGUGCACACAUAAGCGUAGUAGCUAGGAGGGUCUUCGGGUAUUUAUGAACUCGUAGCAUCACAUUAUUGUAUAUCACAGGAAUAAAAAACACUCUGUAGU
Messenger RNA from Somion occarium, 2859 nucleotides. The record is from the annotation of a GenBank genome assembly. Lineage: Eukaryota; Fungi; Basidiomycota; Agaricomycetes; Polyporales; Cerrenaceae.